AUGCUACUCUCAUCUAUUCUUUCAAUUGCUCUACUUUUCGUGCCAGCCUUGGCCACGCCAGUUGAAGCUGCCCAAGAUACCAUGGAUCUACCACAAGAAGCAAUAUUGGGAUUUUUAGAUCUUGGAAAGGAUGAAGAUGUUGCCAUUGUUCCAUUCUCGAACUCAACAUCGACGGGAUUAUUGUUCGUCAAUACCACAAUCGCAGAAAAUGCAGCAGCCGAAACUGACUUAGGUAAGAGGGAUGCUUGGCAUUGGAUUAGGUUGAGCAGAGGCGCUCCAAUCUUCAAAAGAGAAGCUGAAGCUGACGCUUGGCAUUGGAUUCGUUUGGGCAGAGGUGCUCCAAUCUUCAAAAGAGAAGCUGAAGCCGACGCUUGGCAUUGGAUUCGUUUGGGUAGGGGAGCACCAAUCUUUAAAAGAGAUGCCGAUGCUGAUGCCGAACCUUGGCAUUGGAUUCAAUUGGGCAAGGGUGCCCCAAUUUUUUGA
Zygotorulaspora mrakii is the source of this 483-nucleotide messenger RNA. RefSeq lists its product as uncharacterized. The coding region runs from base 1 to 483 and encodes 160 amino acids. The record is from RefSeq and is a predicted model, not a curated record. The transcript has a single exon. Gene Ontology annotation, molecular function: mating pheromone activity. NCBI's taxonomy places the organism in Eukaryota, Fungi, Ascomycota, Saccharomycetes, Saccharomycetales, Saccharomycetaceae. Gene Ontology annotation, biological process: sexual reproduction; mating. Gene Ontology annotation, cellular component: extracellular region.